This is a messenger RNA of Effrenium voratum, 289 nucleotides long. The record is from the annotation of a GenBank genome assembly. NCBI's taxonomy places the organism in Eukaryota, Dinophyceae, Suessiales, Symbiodiniaceae.
GCAGAAAGUUUGGCUCCCACACCUGGAGCGGCGCGGGCUUGGAAGACCUGGCAGCCCGUGACUUGCGCAAGAUGGCGGCAGAGUCCAAGCAGAAGCAGCGACUUAAGAAGGCCAAGCAAGCAAAAGCUGGUGGUGACACCGGCAGCCCCAGCUCGGAGGGCGAGGGCCACAGCGACGGCUCCGCUGCGGGCGGCGCCACCAAGCAUGGCAAGCAGCCGGCCCAGAACGAGCAAAACACCGCAGUGAAGAAGCACCUGCUGACCUUGCAGUCGUCCUUCAAGACUGCGAU